Molecule: messenger RNA, 440 nt
Organism: Peromyscus leucopus (white-footed mouse)
Lineage: Eukaryota; Metazoa; Chordata; Mammalia; Rodentia; Cricetidae
Gene: Atp5mj
Product: ATP synthase membrane subunit 6.8PL
Exons: 4
Coding region: 117-299 (60 amino acids)
Cellular component (GO): mitochondrion
Source: RefSeq, a predicted model, not a curated record
UCUGGAGCCGCCGCUCCUUCCGUUUUCCCGGCGGACCCCGCGCGGCGCCUGCGUGCUCGGUGACCUUUCCCUGUCUAGCGGGUUCUGUUGUGGCCUGUGGCCUUGGUCUUGCUGAGAUGAUUCAAAGCCUUAUUAAGAAUGUCUGGGUCCCCAUGAAACCCUACUAUACCCAGGUUUACCAGGAAAUUUGGAUGGGAAUGGGGUUAAUGAGCUACAUCGUUUAUAAAAUCAGGAAGGCUGAUAAAAGAAGUAAAGCUUUGAAAGGCUCCAGUCCUGCACCUGCCCAUGGCCAUCAUUAACUGCUCCCUGAGUCCACUCACGAUGAAUCCUGUCGGCUAAACUUAAGCAAGCUGUGUUAUGUGGGAACAUGGAACAUCGCUGUGCACUUACCUAAGUACCAUUUACAAUGUGGCAUUAAUAAAUGUAUGUGAGUAGUACGA